AAGGCAGCAACCUCGCAGACAGAACGGGAAGGAAAAUGAAGCUCCCGAUUUUCAUAGCAGACGCGUUCACGGCAACAGCUUUCCGUGGCAAUCCUGCUGCCGUCUGCCUCCUGGAAAAUGCUCUGGCUGAAGACGCCCAUCAACAGAUCGCAAGGGAAAUGAACCUCUCCGAAACGGCUUUCGUCAGGAAACUGCAACCAAGCGACAACUUCACACAAAGUUCCUGCUUUGGACUGAGGUGGUUUACACCAGAGAGUGAGGUUCCUCUGUGUGGUCACGCCACCCUGGCCUCUGCGGCUGUGCUGUUUCACAAGAUAAAGAACACAAACAGCACCCUAACCUUCACCACUAUGAGCGGGGAGCUAAAGGCCAGAAGAGCAGAGGACGGGAUUGUCUUGGACUUUCCUCUCUACCCAGCCUUCCCCCAGGACUUCCAUGAGGUGGAAGACUUGAUAAAGACAGCCAUAGGUGACACCGUGGUCCAGGAUAUCCGGUACUCUCCAGAUACCCGAAAACUCCUGCUCCGGCUCAGCGAUUCUUACGACAGGUCCUUUCUGGAGACCCUGAGGGUGAACACAGAACCUCUGCCUCGAAUGGAAAAGACAGGAAAGGUGAAAGGGCUCAUUCUCACUCUCAGAGGAGAGCCUGGGGGGCAGACACCCCACUAUGACUUCUACUCCCGGUACUUUGCACCGUGGAUUGGUUUGCCUGAAGACCCGGUAACAGGAGCUGCGCAUACUGUUCUGAGCAGUUAUUGGUCCCAGCAGCUUGGGAAGAGAGAGAUGCGAGCCUUUCAGUGUUCCCGCAGAGGAGGAGAACUGGACAUUUCCCUGCGACCUGAUGGACGAGUUGACCUGAAGGGUGGCGCUGCUAUUGUCUUAGAGGGCACGCUGACCAUCUAG
Molecule: messenger RNA, 902 nt
Organism: Chionomys nivalis (European snow vole)
Lineage: Eukaryota; Metazoa; Chordata; Mammalia; Rodentia; Cricetidae
Product: phenazine biosynthesis-like domain-containing protein 1
Exons: 9
Coding region: 36-902 (288 amino acids)
Biological process (GO): biosynthetic process
Cellular component (GO): cytoplasm
Molecular function (GO): isomerase activity
Source: RefSeq, a predicted model, not a curated record